This is a messenger RNA of Nylanderia fulva, 824 nucleotides long. RefSeq names its product vesicle transport protein Sec20. Gene Ontology annotation, cellular component: SNARE complex; endoplasmic reticulum. The record is from RefSeq and is a predicted model, not a curated record. Gene Ontology annotation, biological process: retrograde vesicle-mediated transport, Golgi to endoplasmic reticulum. Gene Ontology annotation, molecular function: SNAP receptor activity. NCBI's taxonomy places the organism in Eukaryota, Metazoa, Arthropoda, Insecta, Hymenoptera, Formicidae.
CAACAGCUGAUCAGAGUUUCUGUUCAUCAGUCUAUGCUUCAUGUAUCUACAAUCUACAUAUACAUAUAUGUAUAUGAAAAGUGACAUAAAGCAAAUAAUUUAAAUCAAUGGAUCCCGAUAAUUACACAAUGGAUUUAAUACGUCAAGAUAUUGUUAAAUAUCAUCUUCAAGUUAAUGCUUUAGUACAAGACAUUCAGCAAUGUAGUGGACCAUUGGAGGUGCUUGAUGAGCUCAAUGCGGAGGGCAGAACUAAAAUAGCAGUUUUAAAAAACUCCAUUGAGCAAUUAGCAUCUAUUGCUGAAACUGAAUCAAAUGAAAAGAAAAAAACUGAACUGUUACUUGCAUUGGAUAACUAUAAGGAGCAACUAAACUCUUCUCUGGCAGCCUUCCGCAAAGCAAAUGUUGUUAGUGCAUGUGUUAUUGAUAAAUUGGCAAGGGAAAAUUUAUUCUCUAUGUCAGAAGAACAGCAGAACGCUCUUCGUAAACGACACGGCAAACAGAGCUUGACGAAUGCAUCUAGUCAAGUAACAGAUAAAUUAUUGAGCAUUUCAAGACAUUUAGCUGAAACAACUCAGAGAAGUGCCGAUACCUUGGACACACUGUUAACAUCUUCAGACAAAGUUGGUAGCACCAAGGAUGAAUUAGAACAUCAGCAACAGGCAAUAGUACAAUCGGGUAAACUUUUAGGAAAAUAUGGAAGACGGGAAGUCACUGAUAAAGCCUUGCUUGCAUUGGCAUUUGUCUUCUUUCUCGCCUGAUUUUACAUUCUGCAGAAAAGACUAUUUUGAAUAUAUAUAUAUAUAUAUAUAUAUAUAUAUAUAUAU